This is a messenger RNA of Laetiporus sulphureus 93-53, 2460 nucleotides long. RefSeq lists its product as uncharacterized. Gene Ontology annotation, biological process: regulation of fungal-type cell wall biogenesis. The transcript is spliced from 3 exons. The record is from RefSeq and is a predicted model, not a curated record. NCBI's taxonomy places the organism in Eukaryota, Fungi, Basidiomycota, Agaricomycetes, Polyporales, Laetiporaceae. The coding region runs from base 310 to 2307 and encodes 665 amino acids. Gene Ontology annotation, cellular component: mating projection tip.
CUGCUUUGGUUGUGUCCGGGCCAGGACGCUGUCAGUGAGGUCGAGGCUCACGUUCCGCUCAUUCUCCCUUGCUCUUCAUUCUCUUUGUAUCUAUACUCCUCGUCGACGAAGACGCACGUCGCCCGCAACGUGUACGCCAUCAUUGUCCGGAUAAGAUAGUCGACCAUUUGGAGCCUCGCAACGCACUGUAUCGCAUAGCCGACCUUCCUUGGACUCCACUGGCAUCAAGUCACAACUGGCGACCCGCUUCUUUUCCUUCCCUUUGUAUCGGCCUCUCAUCAUAUCCGCUGUCAGUGCUGUAUUCGCGAGAUGAGCUGGCUCGUGAACCUCUUCUCAUCGCCGAAGAAUGCGAUGAACGCGCGCAAGAGCAUGUCAUCCACGCGUGAGGCGUUCAGCCUGCCCAUCGCCUCGCCAGGCUUCCAUCCGCACCCCGACGCCUUUACUGCGGAAGCAUUAGCCACGCCGACAAGCAGCACUUCCUCCUACUCAUACCCUCCGCCUGUCGGGAGGGCGGCAUAUGACUACGUUCCUGCCGGGACACGCUCAAGACAGUCAUCUCUUCUUCCCCUGCACUCCUCCUCGGCCAAUCCCCCUCCGCCAACCUCUUAUCCUCCCUUGUCGCACACCUGGGAACGUCUACGCAGGUGGCUUUCCAAAGAAUACCCAGAGUUAGGCGACACGUUGAACUAUGGCAUACUUCCGGAUGAUCUCAAGGCGAUCGAGUCGUCCAUGGGCCUCGUGCUUCCGCCUGCCGUGCGCGAGUCAUAUCUAUGCGUCGACGGCCAAGAGGCAGAAUCCGCAGCAGGAUGCUCGGAGGGCUUGUUCUUCGGCCUAUCGUUACUCCCUCUCGAAGACGUUUUGGAGGAGUGGCGAUUCUGGAGAGACGUAGACGAGGAUCCGAACACCGGUGCCAACCUACGAUUGAGAGAGGUCAUGCAGUCGAUACCUCCAGGGUGGGUGCGGCACGAAUACUCUUGCCGAGGCUGGAUACCACUUGCGACAGAUAAAGCCGGCAACUAUUUAGGCGUCGAUAUGAACCCUGGCGAGUCUGGCCUGCCUGGCCAGGUUAUUGUCUUCGGACGGGACUUUGAUACCACAGUUGUGCUGUGGAGGGGGGAUGGUCCCGGCGGAUGGGGGAAGUGGCUGUCGAGCUUCGUGGAUGACCUUGAGAGCGGGGAAGGGUACGAACUCGGAUCAUCGCACGAUGGGAGCGACGGAAGCGAGGACUCUAUAGGGUAUGAGAGCUACUUCUUCGAUGGUGUCGGCGGCGGUCAAGGCGAUACGGGUGGCGAUGCCGGGACCGGGGGGUUGCGGCUCACAGGAGAGUAUAGAGGGUGGAACAUCUUGGAGGCAUGGGCUGAUCGGAGCGUUCGGAGGUGGCAACAGGCAGGUCUCUAUUCAGACGAAUCGUACCCCGCGUGGAAGAAAGGCAAGGCACCCGAGAGAGUGUCCUUGGAUCGUCUGCAGAUCGCGGCCCCUGGAAGUGGAUCCGCGGCCGAGGUUCCAAUACCAGUGCUUUCCGAGGUGCCUGAGGAGACGUCAGCGCUUGCGCCUGCGCCUGCACCGCUACGCAACGUCACCAACCAAAGUCGUCCAACGAGCAAACCGGUGUUGCCAACCAUCUCGGUCACCAAGCCACCCGCACCGUUGCCUGUUGAACUGCCUACACCCGAAGCGAUCGAUCCUCUUACAUCCGACUCUGACUUUAGAUCACCUCCAGAGGGAGAUCUUGAGGCAGGCGCUGGAGGACGGAUGAUGCGGGAGGUGAAACCGAGCCAGCCGGCUGUGCCUAUCUCUCGGCCGCCUAUAGUGAAGGGCGCUGCUGCUCGUCCUUCAACUACACCUAAGCGAGUGUCAUCUCCUCCAUCGACGGCUCUCACAGAAUCGCCGAAUCCUAUAGACGUCGUGGCCGUGGUGCAGGUGCCCGAUCUUUUGUCUUCCACAGAACCUCUUGAGCGGCCCGCCUCAACUGAAUCAUCGCAUUCACGCGACCUUGUUACGGAGGUGAAGGUUGUUGUCAAAGCAGAAGAGGACUCUCCCGUUCUUGUCCAUGCGGAGGAUAUCCAGCUUCCGGACUCUCCAGUCCCUUUUCUUGAUGGCAAUGGGGACGAUGCGCUGCAGAACGACAUCGUAAUCAUCGAUGGUCCUCAGCCGCCUGAGUUGGCCCGCAUUCGUUCAAAUGAAUCAUCGGUGUCGAAAGAAGGAAAGAAGGAGAAAAGGAAGAGCGCAUCUUCCAGCCGCAGGAGCCUAGGACAGCUUGCAGAUGGGCAGCGGAGGGACUCUUUUUCGUCGAAGGGGAGCGGCUGAUGGCGAGCGUCUGGAGGGACUUACCGGGACAUUCAUUUCGUUGCUCCAUGGUAUCCUCAUUUCCUUCAUCGCAUCGACGCUCCAUUGUAUAUUUGCAUGUUCUGAUACCCAUAGUUACCUUUUAGUGAGAUAUAUCUGAGUCUGAGCAGCCUC